CUUCGUUGGAAAAGAUCUUCUUCCCGUAAAAGUGGCGCAGAUGACAGCUGGUUGGACCCCCCUCCCGUGGAAAUAACCCGCCACAGCCUCGCUUCCUCUCCCUCCCCCGGUUCUCCCCUCCGUCUCAGGUCUGCCAGACGCAUCACUCGGCGAUCAUUUGGUUUUUGAGGAGAGGAGAAGCGAUGGAAAGGACUUCUCUCUGUUUAGAACUAUGCUGAGACCCCGGGCGGCCUUCCCACCAUGCUGGAACAGGGCUCCUGUUCGGUCAGCUCUCAGUCUCUGACAGAUGACCACAAUGGUUCGGGGUCACUCGGAGCCCCAGGAGGAGGGCCCAAGUGUCCAGCCAUCAAUGUGGACCCGAGCAUGGAGCCGAUGUGUGGCAGCAGCACGCCCCGGCACCAUGUUCUCCAUCCAUCCCCAGUGGACGGGGAAAGCUGGCAGAAGCAUCGCUCAGGACUGGCCGCAGGUUCAAGCCCGUAUUCGGAGGCUCCCUCCCUGUUGGAGCCGCUCGGCCUGUCCACCAGCUACGACACCCUCUACCUCCCAUCCGUGUCCGGCAACGCUCCCCCCGCACACCCCAACCGUCUGGGGCUCUCUCUGGACGUGACCUCCCCGUUCGAUGCUGGAGCUGAGAUGCUGGGGGCGGACGGAGACCUGGCAGUCAGUCCUAACGUGAUGAAGAGACGGCGGGGGGGCCUGAUUGAGCAGAGAGACAUCGUGAAAGCUCAUCAAGCUCACAAGAUUCAUAGCACGCCACAAGCGCGACGCAAGGAGUGGGAAAUGGCCCGCUUUGGAGACGAGGUUCCAGGCUUGUUGAGUUCUGGAGAUGGGGGCUCGGAGCGCAAUCGGAACCGCGAUGGAGCGGCCGUGUCCACAGGUGGGAUCUCUCCAGCCUUCAAGCAGACCAAAGCGCAGCGUGCGCGCACCAUGGCCUUGUACAACCCCAUUCCAGUCCGGGAGAACUGCUUCACCGUCAACAGAUCGCUCUUCAUCUUCGGCGAGGACAACGUGGUCAGGAAGUACGCCAAGAAAAUCACUGAGUGGCCUCCAUUUGAGUACAUGAUCCUCACCACCAUCAUUGCCAACUGCAUCGUCUUGGCGCUGGAGCAGCACCUUCCUGGGGAGGACAAAACCCCCAUGUCCAAGAAGCUGGAGAAAACGGAGCCUUACUUCAUCGGGAUGUUCUGCUUAGAAGCGGGGAUAAAGAUCAUCGCUCUGGGCUUUGUGUUCCAUAAAGGAUCCUACCUCAGAAAUGGCUGGAACGUCAUGGACUUCAUUGUGGUCCUCAGUGGGAUCCUGGCUGCAGCAGGGGCGCACUUGAACAUUUCUGUGGACCUGAGGACUCUGAGGGCCGUGAGGGUUCUGAGACCCCUCAAGCUGGUCUCGGGGAUCCCCAGUCUGCAGAUAGUCCUGAAGUCGAUAAUGAAGGCCAUGGUUCCUCUGCUGCAGAUCGGGCUGCUGCUUUUUUUUGCAAUCCUCAUGUUUGCCAUCAUCGGUCUGGAGUUUUACAGCGGAAAACUACACAAGACCUGCACACCUAUGUCAGGAAUACUGGAAAACGAGACUGUCGACUCAUCUGAGUACGAGUUCCCGUGCGGCGUGCGCCAGUGUCCCUCCGGCUACACCUGCAACCGACCCUGGAUCGGCCCCAACGACGGCAUCACGCAGUUUGACAACAUCCUGUUUGCUGUUCUCACCGUCUUCCAGUGCAUCACCAUGGAGGGCUGGACCACUGUUCUCUACAACACCAACGAUGCUUUGGGGCCGACCUGGAACUGGCUCUACUUCAUCCCUCUGAUCAUAAUCGGCUCCUUCUUCGUCCUCAACCUGGUGCUGGGAGUCCUGUCAGGGGAAUUUGCCAAAGAAAGAGAGAGAGUGGAAAAUCGCAGGGCGUUCAUGAAACUGAGACGUCAGCAGCAAAUCGAGAGAGAACUCAACGGCUAUCGCGCCUGGAUUGACAAAGCAGAGGAGGUGAUGCUUGCAGAGGAGAACAAGAACCCGGGUCCUUCAGCCCUGGAUGCUGCUCUGCCUGCAGUUCUGAAGCGAGCCACCACCAUCAAACGGAGGGGCAUGGAUGUGCGUCAGGGGCAUCCAGGGGAAGAACUCUACGGUGACAUUUCAUCUGUGGGCAUGCCCACGGCCAGAAUAAGCAUCAGGAGUGGAAAACGAGGUCCGGCCGCGUAUUUUCGGCGUAAAGAACGUCUGCUGCGCAUUUCCAUCCGGCGUGUUGUAAAGACGCACACUUUCUACUGGACGGUUCUCGGCCUUGUGGCCCUCAACACUCUGUGUGUAGCUAUUGUUCACCACAACCAGCCUCUCUGGCUGUCCAACUCCCUCUACUAUGCAGAGUUUCUGUUCCUCGCUCUGUUCCUGACUGAGAUGUUCCUAAAGAUGUACAGUUUGGGACCACGGCUUUAUUUUCAUUCCUCCUUUAACUGCUUUGACUGCAGCGUGAUUGUUGGCAGCAUCUUUGAAGUGCUGUGGGGCUUCUUCAGGCCUGGAACCUCCUUUGGCAUCAGUGUUUUGCGUGCUCUCCGUCUGCUGAGGAUCUUCAAAAUCACAAAGUACUGGGCAUCGCUGAGAAACUUGGUUGUCUCUCUGAUGAACUCUAUGAAGUCCAUCAUCUCCUUGAUUUUCCUGCUCUUCCUCUUCAUCCUGGUCUUUGCGCUUCUUGGCAUGCAGCUUUUCGGCGGCAGGUUCAUCUUUGAAGACUACACUCCCACAAACUUUGACACCUUUCCUGCCGCUAUCAUGACCGUCUUUCAGAUCCUGACUGGAGAGGACUGGAACGAGGUGAUGUAUAACGGCAUUCGCUCUCAGGGAGGAGUGAAGUCUGGCAUGUGGUCCUCUGUGUACUUCAUCGUUCUGACUCUUUUCGGAAACUACACUCUGCUGAAUGUCUUCUUGGCCAUUGCAGUGGACAACCUUGCUAAUGCUCAAGAACUCACCAAGGAUGAAGAAGAAGCAGAGGCUGCGUUCAAUCAGAAGCAUGCCAUGCAGAAGGCCAAGGAGGUCGGACCUUUGUCGUCUUUCAUGUCUUCAGAGGGAAGCCGGAGGAGGCGGCCUUACCUGUACAGGAGAAGAGCCAUACACCGCAGCCGGCCUACCUACUCCCACUCCCUGGACGAGGACCAGGGCAGUGUCAGGGACGGCCGCCCGCCACUCAACCCUACUAACUCUUUCAUGUCCAGGAGGGAGAGGAGAAAGAGGAUGACCAUGUCGGUGUGGGAGCAGAGGACCAGCCAGCUGCGACGACAUCGGCAGAUGUCCAGCAGAGAGAUUCUGUUUACCAGUCCCGGCGAGGAGAAGGACGCUCUGGUCCAGGGUCCGCAUGAACACCCGCUGUCUCUGCACCGCAAGGCUAUGCAGCAUACGCCAUCAGGGGGGGUGAAGGGCUCAACUGAUGCCCAGGCGUCCCCAACCAAGAACCAAGUCACGAGUGCUGGUGUGUCUGUGGACGUGGCGUUGGAGGCCUCCCUCCCUGAUGAUAGACCUGAGCCCGCCACGUCUCUGCUGGAGCCAGAACCCCCGGAUCCUCCCGCUGGUUCUGGACUCAUCCCAGACGGCAAUAAGUUAGGUGUGAACCACAAGGCGGACCACGAGUGCCGAAGCCCCCGACUGAACGCAGAGCGGCAGCACCGGGCCGUGAAGAAGUUCAGACCUCCAGAUAACACCGAAAGCGGAGGUCGCGUUGAGAUCCGCGGCAGGAGGACGGCUCUUCUCUGUGACCAUGAGCAAGGCACCAACGAUCAGUCAACCGGCUGUCCCACCGGCGGCCGAAGACGGAAUCAAGAUCAGGAGGAGGAGUCAGCAGAGUGUGAAAGGAAGGAGGGGGAGGAGCCCAAAGAGGAAGAGCACAGCAGACGGUGUGAUCAAAGCAAAGGAGGGGAACCAAUGCCACAAGAAAUCCAGAGUCACAGCAGCGACCCAACGUCUCAGACGCAGGAAGAGCCUCCACCGGCGCCAAAUGUGUCCCCCCCUGCAAACCCAGGGGACACGGAGGUGGGGCAGGGUCAGGACACACAUCCACUCAGCUCCAGCGUGAUGAUCGAGGUGCCCAACAUGCAGUCUUCUCUAGAGCUUUCCACAAUCUCAGUCAACAGCAAAGAUCCUGAAAGGUGUAAAUCCGAGAAGGAGGAAGAGGAGGACGAGGUGAAGCCGGCCAGCACAGUGAGGCCAGACAGCAUGUUCAUCUUCAAACCCGACAACCCCGUACGGCGAGCUUGUCAUUAUGUGGUGAACCUGCGGUACUUUGAAAUGUCCAUCCUGCUGGUCAUAGCUGCCAGCAGCAUAGCGCUCGCCGCAGAGGAUCCUGUCGCCACGACGUCUGACUGGAAUAAGGUCCUACGUUAUUUUGAUUAUGUGUUCACCGGGGUCUUCACGUUUGAAAUGAUUAUAAAGAUGAUCGACCAGGGUCUGAUUCUCCAUGACGGCUCGUACUUCAGGGACCUGUGGAACAUCCUGGACUUCAUCGUCGUGGUGGGAGCGCUGGUGGCCUUUGCUCUCACCAAUGUGAUGGGAAACAAUAAAGGACGAGACAUUAAAACCAUCAAGUCCUUGAGGGUCCUGCGGGUCCUCAGACCGCUGAAGACUAUCAAGAGGCUUCCCAAGCUCAAGGCGGUGUUUGACUGCGUGGUGACGUCUCUGAAGAACGUCUUCAACAUCUUAAUCGUCUACAAACUCUUCAUGUUCAUCUUUGCUGUCAUUGCCGUUCAGCUUUUCAAGGGAAAGUUCUUCUAUUGCACUGACAGCUCCAAGGGACUGGAGAAGGACUGCCAGGGUUACUACAUUGACUACGGAAAAGACAAGAAGGAGAUGAAGAAGAGAGAGUGGAAAAGACACGAGUUUCAUUACGACAACGUCGUCUGGGCUCUGCUGACGCUCUUCACCGUUUCCACAGGAGAGGGUUGGCCUCAGGUCCUGCAGCACUCUGUGGACGUGACCGAAGAGGACAGAGGGCCAAGCCACGGAAACAGGAUGGAGAUGUCCAUCUUCUACGUCAUCUACUUUGUUGUCUUCCCUUUCUUCUUCGUCAAUAUCUUUGUGGCUCUCAUCAUCAUCACCUUCCAGGAACAGGGGGAUAAAAUGAUGGAGGAGUGCAGCCUUGAGAAGAAUGAGAGGGCGUGCAUAGACUUUGCAAUCAGCGCCAAGCCCCUGACCCGGUACAUGCCGCAGAACCGGCACACAUUCCAGUACCGACUGUGGCAUUUCGUGGUGUCACCCUCCUUUGAGUACACUGUCCUGACCAUGAUUGCUCUCAACACAAUCGUGCUGAUGAUGAAGUACUACUCUGCCCCACCAGCGUACGACGCCGUGCUGAAGCACCUGAACACAGCUUUCACCGUGCUCUUCUCCAUCGAGUGCGUCCUCAAGAUUCUGGCCUUCGGCUUUCUGAACUACUUUCGAGACACCUGGAACAUUUUUGACUUCAUCACCGUCUUGGGCAGCAUCACUGAGAUUGUGGUCGACUUGCAGCGCAUCGAUACGUUCAACAUGAGUUUCUUGAAGCUGUUCCGAGCUGCUCGUCUGAUCAAACUGCUGAGGCAGGGCUACACCAUCCGAAUCCUGCUGUGGACCUUCGUUCAGUCCUUCAAGGCCUUGCCAUACGUCUGUCUGCUCAUUGCCAUGCUCUUCUUCAUCUACGCCAUCAUUGGGAUGCAGGUGUUUGGAAACAUCAAACUGAAUGAAGAGACCCAGAUCAACCAACACAACAACUUCAAAACUUUCUCCGGUGCUCUGAUGCUGCUGUUCAGGAGUGCCACAGGGGAAUCCUGGCAGGAGAUCAUGUUGUCGUGUCUGGGGGGACAGCCGUGUGAAACCGACUCCUCUAUUCAGACGGCAGAAGGAACGAGCGACCACAGGGAGGGCUGUGGCUCCGACUUUGCCUAUUUCUACUUUGUGUCCUUCAUCUUUUUCAGUUCUUUCCUGAUGCUGAACUUGUUUGUGGCUGUGAUUAUGGAUAACUUUGAGUAUCUUACAAGAGACUCGUCCAUCCUUGGUCCACACCAUUUGGACGAGUUUGUCCGGAUCUGGGGGGAGUAUGAUCGAGCUGCCAGUUGCCGCAUCCAUUACACUGACAUGUAUGAGAUGUUGACCAACAUGUCGCCACCUCUAGGCCUGGGCAAGAAAUGCCCCUCCAAGGUGGCAUAUAAGAGACUUGUUCUGAUGAACAUGCCUGUGGAUGACGACAUGAGCGUCCACUUCACAUCCACCCUCAUGGCGCUGAUCCGCACCGCCCUCGAGAUCAAGAUUGCCAGAGGAGGAGAAGAUAGAAACCAGAUGGAUCUGGAUCUGCAGAAGGAGAUCGGCGUUAUUUGGCCUCAUCUGUCCCAGAAGGCGUUGGACCUGCUGGUCCCGAUUCACAAAGCAAGUGACAUGACCAUAGGGAAGAUCUAUGCUGCCAUGAUGAUCAUGGAUUACUACAAACAAAACAAAGCCAAGAAGUUGCGACAGCAACUAGAGGAACAGAAACACGCUCCCAUGUUCCAGCGAAUGGAUGCAUCUUCUCUUCCUCAAGAAAUCCUAUGCAAUGUGAAGUCUCUGUCGUUCCUCGGGCACAGCGCUGGAUCUGCUCUCACCAGAGGAGGGUUUGUGGCGCUCAGCCCAGUUUCCCCCCAGGAAAUGUUUGUGCAGCAGUUGCCCUGCUCCCGGCAGGAGAAGGAGGAAGAAGAGGAUGCGGACUACCGUUCCCCCUACCACCCCUACCGCCACCGUCUUCACUACCAUCAACAUUUGCACACGCUGGUGCCAGAGGUAGUGCAGUACAACCAACUGAUGCAGCAGACACUCAGUAAAUCACCUCAGCGCACUGCAUCAGUUAGAGCAUCUUCCAUGCCGAGACUGGCUAUUGACCCGCAGCCCGGAUUGUCAGCAGACACCAAGUCCAUGAAACGUUCCUUCUCCACCAUCGGAGACCAGUGUGUGAACGGCCUCUGGCAGGAGCAGCACUCUCUGGAAAGAAUAAGUCCAGACGCCGCCUACAGACCCCGGCAGAGGAGCUUUAGAGGUCAAAGAGUCAGUCCCAAGGAAGCCAGCAGUCAUGAGAGGGGGAGAUCGAAGGAACGGCGCCACCUGCUUUCUCCUGACGUGUCCCGGGAGCCUUCACACGAGAGAAGCCGCUCGCCAAGCGAAGGACGGACGAACAACGCCAAGAAACCGGCAAGGGUGAUCGCGUCGGUCAGUCCUGUCAACUCGGCCUCAGAAACUGGUACUCCACGUAACCGCCGCCAGCUUCCUCAGACACCUUCCCGCCCGCGGCCUCACAUCUCCUACUCCCCUCUUGUCUGCCGAGCCUCCACCUCCCCCACCGCUCCAGCCCCCACAGAGGAACAAAGCCUCCCUCCCGAUGGGCCCAGCGACUCCACAGAGACCCCCUGGAGGACUGACAAGGACAGCAGACCCCUGUCGGCGGGUCAGAGCUCCCCUGAAGGCGGCGGCUCAGCACCCAGCCACUCCUCUCCACACCGCUACACCUCAGAGCCCCACCUCCCGUUUCACAAGGAGUCCAGCCCAGCUGAAAGACAGGAGACCCUCACCUUUGAGACCGCCAUCGCCACCACCCUGGGUCGGACACACGCCAUAAGCUCCGCCCCUCAGCUCAGACACUCAUGGCAGGUUCCGAACGGGCAUUUCCGUAAGCCCUUGGCUCAGGCCAACCCGGCUGACGGCAGUGAGUUGCUCAGUGACACAGAUGAAGACGACCUCUGCUAAAACUCUGAGGACCUCAGAGAAGCUGGAGCUCUCAGCAACAGUAGCACCAACCUGAGGGCUGAGCAACGCCGCACUUCAUCUGGACAAGUGACCCCGACGGACGGCGUCCGUGUGUCUGCAUUGCAGUUGAAGGACGGCCGUAUGUGGCAAUGAAACCUGUUUACAUAGGUGUGCUGUUAACAGAACAUGUGCCAAAUAAAGAGGCGGAUCGUCCCAUAACCCCCCCCAGCAACCCACAGUGUGACUGUUAUUGAUGGUGACAAAGUCCAGGAUGUUCAGAUCAUUGAAAGUAGAGCAUCUAAGUGAUCAUAGACUAAUGAGAUGAAUGUAUUCUGUUCCCAUGAGGAAGCUGUUGUUGCUGUGCAGUUGUGUAAAAGCAGACAUUUAACCCGAUUGUGCCGACUCACACGUGUGGCAGACCGCCAAUCCCUACAGGUUCUGUUUCCAACAAGAAUAUCCACGCGAUACCUGGGCAUUAAAGCGGCCGUCAUCCAGAAAUAGCCAGUACCGAAUGUGAAUUUGUAGAUCUAGAUUGAGCUGGAGUUGAUGCUGUGCAUUUGUGGAAGACAGAGGAGGGGUGUCACUGACAUCGUGAAUAUUAGUGUGUGUGUGUGUGUGUGUAUAUAGUGACUUUAAAGGUUUCUUAUAAAUGUUUACGUUGGACACACGUGUCCCAUCCUCACAGGCCAGACGGCUCGAUGCGACGUCAGACUGGUUCCUCGGACUGAUCUGCUCUCUCUGAGCUGAAGAACAGUCGUUUCCUUAGAAUGUGAAAGGAUUGACCCCGUGUGUCGUCACGUUUGUGUUGGAUAAUCAUUUUACACGUGAUGUCAAAGUCGACAAAAGCCAUGUUCUUCCUGUGCAUAGAGCCAGACAUGGGAGCUCUUCAGGAUGUGUUGCCUUCUUUCAUGUGACGAUUGAUGAGAUGUUGUUUGUAAAACUAUAUGUACCUGAUGCACCUGAAGCUUCAUCAAAAAUCACCGUGAAGCCAUCGUCUGCUUUGUAGCUGCUCCUCAGCUGGCAUUACUGUAACGUCUGCAGUGUCCCUGUCUGUGCAUGGUCAUGACGGCAAAGGAUGUAGAGGAUGCGUUUAGUGUCUCCAUGAUGUUCCUCCCAACAAAAACCCACAAGCAAGAGGAACAUUUUUAAUUUCCAGCUCUUCUGUGAGACAAAUUGGACAAAAUGUAUAUUUGUAUGACACGCUAAUGAAAUGCCAACACGGGUCUCUGAAAUGUGCUGGGCACCAUUUUUAUCCAGCUAGCGGCUGUCGUCUGUAAAGAAGGUGGGACUAUUUUCAGUGUUUAGGACUCAAACGGACGUCCGUCUGUGCCUGGGGAAGCUCAACCAAAGAUUUCCCUUCCAGCUUGGAUUUCAUAGAUAGAGGAGCUUCCUGGCAAAUAUGUAGUAUAGACUGUGCCAAAUAAAUUCAUGUUUCACCUAUUGAG
Messenger RNA from Oryzias latipes (Japanese medaka), 9155 nucleotides. Lineage: Eukaryota; Metazoa; Chordata; Actinopteri; Beloniformes; Adrianichthyidae. The record is from RefSeq and is a predicted model, not a curated record.